AUGGAGGAGCGAAAUAUUCACCGAGCAAUUCUUGUCACUCAAAACGUCUUGACGGCCUUCGCAAAAGAUGCUAUUGCUGAAGCUGCUCCCCGGCACAUCAUUGAGUACUUCAUGGAGUCUGAGCUGCUCGUGAAUAUAACAAAACAUGAACUGGUCCCAAAACAUGUUCCUCUUACCCCAGAUGAGAAGCAGCAGCUGCUGCAGCGCUACCGAGUCAAGGAGGCUCAGCUGCCCCGCAUCCAAGUCGCCGAUCCCGUCUCCAGAUAUUUUGGACUCUCUAGAGGACAGGUAGUAAAGAUUAUUCGGCCUUCGGAGACAGCCGGCAGAUACGUCACCUAUAGGCUCGUUGUAUGA
This is a messenger RNA of Eimeria tenella, 354 nucleotides long. Its product is annotated as DNA-directed RNA polymerases I, II, and III subunit RPABC1, putative. The transcript has 5 exons. NCBI's taxonomy places the organism in Eukaryota, Apicomplexa, Conoidasida, Eucoccidiorida, Eimeriidae. The coding region runs from base 1 to 354 and encodes 117 amino acids. Gene Ontology annotation, cellular component: RNA polymerase III complex; RNA polymerase I complex; RNA polymerase II, core complex. Gene Ontology annotation, biological process: DNA-templated transcription. The record is from RefSeq and is a predicted model, not a curated record. Gene Ontology annotation, molecular function: DNA-directed RNA polymerase activity; DNA binding.